Scaptodrosophila lebanonensis is the source of this 1974-nucleotide messenger RNA. It is a transcript of the gene kdn, whose product is annotated as probable citrate synthase, mitochondrial. Bases 194 to 1588 code for a protein of 464 amino acids. Lineage: Eukaryota; Metazoa; Arthropoda; Insecta; Diptera; Drosophilidae. Gene Ontology annotation, biological process: tricarboxylic acid cycle; citrate metabolic process; carbohydrate metabolic process. The transcript has 3 exons. The record is from RefSeq and is a predicted model, not a curated record. Gene Ontology annotation, cellular component: mitochondrial matrix.
GCAGCUGCUGUCGUGAAAGAAGUGCUGUAGGAGAGGAAAAUUUUGUUUUUCGCUCAUCAACGCUACUCUACUAAGAAAAAAGAACAUUUCCAAAUUCUUCUUCACUUCAGAGGGGGGAAACCAAUUUUUUUCUGUGCGUGUGUGUGUUCAUAGUGUGAAAUAUCUUUUCCAUAACAAUAAUUUAACAUAAACCAUGUCGAUCUAUCGCAUUUCCGCACGUAAAUUGGUCGAGGCACAGAAACUGCCCAAUGUUGGCUCCUAUGUACGCCUGAUUGCCGCCGAUGGUCGCAGCCUGCGCGACGUCCUGGCCGCCAAGGUGCCUCAGGAGCAGGAGCGCGUGAAGAACUUUAGGAAACAGCAUGGAUCCACCAAAAUGGGUGAGACCACCAUCGACAUGAUGUAUGGUGGCAUGCGUGGCAUUAAGGCUCUCGUCACGGAGACCUCUGUGCUGGAUGCUGAUGAGGGUAUCCGUUUCCGCGGCCUCUCCAUUCCCGAAUGCCAGAAGGUGCUGCCCGCUGCCGAUGGCGGUGCCGAGCCACUGCCCGAGGGCCUCUUCUGGUUGCUUCUGACCGGCGAGGUCCCCACCAAGUCCCAAGUCCAGCAGCUAUCCCGCGAGUGGGCUGAGCGCGCCGCCCUGCCCCAGCAUGUGGUUACAAUGCUGAACAACAUGCCCACCACCCUCCAUCCCAUGUCCCAAUUCGCUGCCGCAAUCACCGCUCUCAAUCACGACAGCAAGUUCGCAAAGGCGUACUCGGAUGGUGUCCACAAGUCCAAAUACUGGGAGUAUGUCUAUGAGGACAGCAUGGAUCUGAUUGCCAAGCUGCCAGUGGUCGCGGCCACCAUCUACUGCAAUACCUACCGCGGUGGCAAGGGAUCGCGUGCCAUUGACUCGAGUCUGGAUUGGUCGGCCAACUUCGUCAAGAUGCUGGGAUACGACAAUGCACAGUUCACCGAGCUGAUGCGUCUCUAUCUGACCAUCCACAGUGAUCACGAGGGUGGCAACGUGUCCGCCCACACCGUGCAUUUGGUGGGCUCUGCCUUGAGCGAUCCCUACCUCUCGUUUGCCGCCGGUAUGAAUGGCUUGGCUGGUCCUUUGCACGGUCUGGCCAAUCAGGAGGUGUUGGUCUGGCUGCGCAAACUGCAGAAGGAGGCCGGCAACAACCCAUCGGAGGAGCAGCUGAAGGACUACAUCUGGAAGACUCUGAAGUCCGGACAGGUGGUGCCCGGCUAUGGUCAUGCUGUGCUUCGCAAGACCGAUCCACGCUACACCUGCCAACGUGAGUUCGCCCUCAAGCAUCUGCCCGAUGACGAGCUCUUCCAGCUGGUAUCCAAGAUCUACAAGGUGGUGCCACCAAUUCUAACUGAGACCGGCAAGGUGAAGAACCCCUGGCCCAAUGUAGAUGCCCACUCUGGUGUGCUCCUCCAGUACUAUGGAAUGAAGGAGAUGAAUUACUACACGGUGCUCUUCGGUGUGUCGCGUGCGCUCGGUGUUUUGGCAUCGCUUGUCUGGGAUCGUGCCCUGGGUCUGCCCAUCGAGCGUCCCAAGUCCCUGUCCACCGACAUGCUCAUGAAGAUGGUGCAGAAGUAAGCGGGACUUCUAUGGCUGGCUGGAUGGUUCGAUGGAUGGAUGGAUGGAUGGAUGGAGUCAGUGCGAGGACGCUGGUUUCAUGAGCAUGUGGAAGUGGAAGUAGAGGGGAGGGGGCGCGUGAAAGGGAAGUUCAACAAAAAUGUAGCAAAGCAAAACCACAAGCAACAAUGUAGCAGUAGCACUUAAUAAAUGAGGAAAAUGACGACGACAUCGUGAACAGAGGAGGAGGAAGAAAGAAGGAAGGAAAGAGGAGAUGUUUGAUAAAUGAAAUACGAAUAAAUGACUUUAUUUAUGAUAUUGAGAGUUGAGAGGGAGUUUGGAGUUUUGAAGUUGGACGUUUGGAGUUGAGAGUUGAUGGGACGUUGAUUGAGUAGAACAACCAAAAA